AUGCAGGCGCGGCUUCUAAGUGUGGUACUGUGCUGGACGGCUGUAUCGCAAGCAGCUCGACUGCUUGCUGUGUUACCGACUAACACUAAGAGUCACUAUGUCAUGUACGGUCGGAUAUUAGAGGCUUUGGCCAAAAAAGGCCACGAACUCACAGUCAUCACACAUUUCCCAAUGAAAAAGCCGCUGCCGAAUGUAAGGGAAAUAAGCGUGGCAGGAACAAUACCCGAAAUCAAGAAUAAUCUAAACUCCAUAAAACAUGACUCUAUAAAACCAGAUUUUAUUCGAAAUUUGGAACAAAUAUUUACAGAAUGCGUUGAUUCAUGUGACAUUGUAUCACAAGUGCCUGCAGUUAAAGCGUUAUUUAACUCAUCGCAGACUUUUGAUCUAAUCAUAGUUGAAGUGUUCGGAAGCGAUUGCUUCCUACCACUAGGAGUUAAGUACAAAGCUCCUGUUGUCGGAUUAUUAUCGAGUGUGCCACUCCCAUGGGUUAAUGUGCAAUUAGGUAACCCAGAAGCUAUUUCCUAUGUACCUUCUUACAUGGUUGGCUAUGGACAAAGGAUGACUUUAUGGGAACGACUUUCAAACACUAUUUCUGUAAUUAUAGCCAAAGUUUUAUACACAUACAAGUCACAAGUUCCUUCGCAGGUUAUCGCAGAUCGUCUUUUUGGACCUGGACCGAAGUUGGAAUCAUUGGCUCAGAACUACAGCUUGGUAUUAUCGAACAGUCAUUUCAGUAUUAACGAAGUACGCCCCCUAGUUCCAGCACUCGUGGAAGUUGGCGGAUUACAUUUAAGCGACUCACCGACACUACCCAAAGACCUAAAAAAACUGUUAGACGCGGCAACGGAAAAUGUAGUCUACUGGAGUUUCGGAUCGAUGUCUAGAAUCGAGACUAUACCGAACGACGUGUUAUCAAAAAUAUUUAACGUAAUUUCAGAAUUGUCUCAGACAGUUCUCAUUAAAAUGGACAGAAGGAUGCUCUCUCAGAAUCUCACCGUGCCUGACAAUGUGUACGAUAUGAAUUGGAUACCACAACAAGCUACGUUAUGUCAUCCAAACGUGAAAUUAUUUAUAUCUCACGGCGGUUUACUUGGGACACAAGAGGCUGUAGCUUGCGGAGUGCCAAUGCUGAUGGUGCCGCUUUAUGCUGAUCAAGCGCUUAACGCACGAGAAAUGGCAGAUCGGGGUGUAGCAAAAAUUGUAAAACUCGACGAGACAGACGCAGACAAUUGGAGAAAACAUUUACAUGAUUUAUUAACUGACCCAAAGUACAAAGAAAACGCAAUAAAAUUGAGAGAAGUGUUCCUAGAUAGGCCAAUGAAACCUCUAGACUUGGGAAUCUACUGGAUCGAAUAUGUACUAAGACACAAAGGCGCCACACAUCUUCGCUCGCCAGCGCUCGACCUGACGGCAGCAAUGAAGUUAGAAGAAUUACAAAGCUAUUUUAUUUAA
Molecule: messenger RNA, 1452 nt
Organism: Arctia plantaginis
Lineage: Eukaryota; Metazoa; Arthropoda; Insecta; Lepidoptera; Erebidae
Source: the annotation of a GenBank genome assembly